AUGACUUCCCGUGUCACAGUUCAACAGGUUAUGGGCCGCACUUCGGCUUAUAUUAAUCUUACUUCCUCCGAAAAACUCACUCCUCUCAACUAUCAUGUCUGGGCUACCAAAAUUCUUUUGGGUCUUCGUGCUAUGAAUAAUGGUAUCCAUCUUUAUGUCGAAGCUGGUACUGUCAAUCCAGCUGCUAAUGAAUCCCUCGAAGACCUCACCGCCUCGCUUGAUACCGUCGUCCAUGAUGUCAUCCUCAACAACAUUUCUCCUGAGUUGAUCGAACAUGUUAAUGAUGUGGCCAUUAGAGGCCGUGACCUCUGGCUUUAUCUUCAUCAGGAGUAUAGUCAACUUCAACCCGCCGAUGUCAUCUCACUUAUGAAAUCCCUCUAUGCUGGCAAUAUUGAUGUUGGUCCAAAGUUUGUUUCUUCUGUUCGUUCUUAUGUUGCUACGUGGCGUUCCAUCUACCAAUCAUUGUCGCCUGAUUCGGUUGUGGCCUUCAACGCUUUGGCCUCAAUGGGUCCCAAUUGUGAGCGCUUCAUCCAGUACGCCUUGGAGCACCGCUUUGAUAGUAACAAUGCUGACAACCUUGAUAUCAACAACUUCAUCCGGAACACUGAUAAAUGGGCCAAGUUGUUGAAGAUUACUGGACCUCCAGCUACUCUUUCGACUGAAGCGUUCGUUGCUUCAUCAAAGAAGUACAAUAACAAAUCUAAGGGUGAUGGUAUCAAAUGUUUCCGUUGUAAGAGGCGUGGUCAUACUUCCAACAAUUGUCAUGUCUCUUGGGAAGAGGUUCAGGCUGCUCGCCAAGAUAAUAAGGAUGACAAGGAAUCUAAGGAGGCUAAAACCUCAAGAGGUUGGUUUGCUGAGACUAUUGAUGAAUUUUCUGAGAUAGUUGAUGAUGAUCCAUUUGUGAGUUCCGCUUUUGUGUCCGAGACAUCUGUUGUUUCUGAAAAGUUUGGUAACAGUUGCUCCGAGUCGUUUGAUGAUUUGGAAUCCGAACUUUUUGAUUCUUCUGAGCCGUGUGUCGGCGAUGAAGAUUGUUUUGUUGGUCAAGUUUCUGAGUAUUGUUCAAACUCAGGACUUGAUAUUGAUUCAGUUGGUAAACCGUUUGUUGGUUCCACUGAUGACUCUUGUUUUAAUUCUGAACCGUAUGUCGGUUCUACUGUUGUUUGUUUGGAGUCUGAACCGUGUGUCAGUUCAGCUCCUAUUUGUUUUGAUUCUGAAUCGUUGGUCGAUUCGGAUAUUGUUCCUUUUGAUUCUGAACCGUUGGUCGGUUCUUCUUUUAUUUUUUGUUCUGAUUCUAAACCGUUGGUCGGUUCUGAUGAUGAUAUUGCCUUACCUUCUUUUGAUUUUUUGGUGGAUUCAAUUACUGAACCUUCUCCACCUAUUGUUAAACCAAUUGUUACACCAAAAUCCCGUUUUUCUCCAUUCUUUUACUUAUCUUUUGUUACCAUCAUGUUGUUUUCCUUGAUUUUAAUUGUCGUCUGGCAUCCUUUUUCAAUCUUGGAUUUAAGUCAUUCAGUCCAUCACGUUUUUGUUGCUGAAUCUACUACUUCUGCUGAGGCCAACUUAGUUGUUGGGUCUGAUUCUUUUGACUUUAUCCAUGAUACUGGUGCUACCAGUCACAUUUGCAAUAACAUCUCAUAUUUUUCUUCUCUUCGUCCCACUUCGGCUACCAUUCGUGGUCUUGGUUCUGCUACUGCUGAGGGGGUUGGCGACAUUGUCGUCGAUCUUCUUGGUAAAGAUGACCAGCCUUGUGACCGCGUUGUUCUUCGAGAUGUUUUAUAUGUUCCUAAGAUUCCUCGCAAUUUAUUUGCUGCUCGUCGAGCUACUGCUGGUGGUUGUCGGUUCAUUCAAGACCUUAACCAUAUUUCUGCUGUUGAAAAUGGCAAAACUCGAGUCCACGCCAUUGCCAUGGGUGACUUGUACUUUUGUCGUUUCCGAGUUGUUUUGCCUUCCAAGCCUGUCCAUGAGGUGUUUGCUGUUGAGUCGUCUGCCAAUCUUUGGCACAAGCGACUUGGUCACGCCAGUGUGGACGUUCUCAAGAAAUUAUCUAAGUCACUUUCUGUCAAGCCUACUCAUUUUGAGGUUGUGGAUAGUCAUAAGUGUGACGCUUGCUUGGGGUGGCAAAGCCACAGCAUUGCCAUUUAA
Molecule: messenger RNA, 2142 nt
Organism: Magnusiomyces paraingens
Lineage: Eukaryota; Fungi; Ascomycota; Dipodascomycetes; Dipodascales; Dipodascaceae
Exons: 1
Coding region: 1-2142 (713 amino acids)
Molecular function (GO): zinc ion binding; nucleic acid binding
Source: RefSeq, a predicted model, not a curated record